UUCAUCGCCAGUGUUGGCAGUUGCAGGUGGGGACAAGCUCUGAGUUUCCAUGUUCCUUCCAAAGUCAACAGAUCAAAGCAGCCUCUUUGACCAAAAGAAUCCAACUUUUUGUUCCCAUCUUCCUCAACUCUCAUGGCCGCCAAAAUCAAUCACUCACUUUCCACCACCAAAAACCUCAAAUUCUCCAAACCCAUAUCUCCGAUUUCACCAAAAUCCAACACAACCAUGCCGAAACCGAUUCUCUUUCUUCUUCUUUCACUCCUCUUCUCCUUGUAUCUCACAGCCUGCGUUGCUCAAUCACCAUCACCAACUUGUCCUUUAGAUUUCUCUCAUGUCCUAACAAUCCCAUGGAACACAACAGACUGUCGAAGCUACGACAAAUCAGCUGAUAGCAAGAACAGUUGUUGCCAAUCUGUCUUAACUCUAAUCGGAAUCCCUCUAGCUCAUCGUCUCAAACAAACUUCCAACUUCCGUCUCCCAAAUCUCGCUACUUCAAUCUCUUGUCUCAACAACCUCCAAACGAAGCUUAAUUCACUCUCUCUAUCUUCGAAUCUCACUUCCCUCUGUUUCGAUCCGAAUCAAUUCGUCAUCAAUAACGAAACCUGUGCUGGAAUCCAAACGACUCAAGAUUGGGUCUCUCGUCUUGGUCCCUCGACGGCGCUUGAUUCUGCUUGUAGCAGUGGUCUCACCGAUCUCACGCGAUGCGACGCUUGCGUGGCGGCUGGGUUUAGGGUUCAGAAACAGCUGAUCACUUUGGACGGUAAUAGCUCUCACGGUGUUUAUUGUUACCAUUUCGCUGUUCUUUACGCUGCUGGUAUUGUUAACAAGAAAGGACCUGAGAGUGAUGAUGCUUUGUCUUGUCUCUUUUCGUUGAGUUUGAGAUCUCCAUUGAGCUCAAAGAAGAAAAGACACACGGUGGCUCUGGUUUUAGGGAUAACCGGAGCUGUUUUCGGGGCUCUGGUUAUUGCUGGUUUGAUUUGUUUGUAUUUCCGGUUUGGUAAAGCUGUUAAAGGAGGAGAAGUUGGUUGGGAAGAUCAAGAGUCUAGACCGAAAUGGAGACCAAACACUGGCUCAAUCUGGUUCAAAAUUGAGGAACUAGAGAAGGCUACGAAUAAUUUCUCGCAGAAGAAUUUCAUCGGUCGAGGCGGGUUUGGUUUUGUUUACAAAGGGGUUUUACCAGAUGGAUCGGUUAUCGCGGUUAAGAAGGUGAUAGAGUCUGAGUUUCAAGGGGAUGCAGAGUUUCGUAAUGAGGUUGAGAUCAUUAGCAAUUUGAAACAUAGGAAUCUUGUUCCGCUUAGAGGUUGUAGUAUGGUGGAUGAUGAUAGUGAGAGUCAGAGAUAUCUUGUUUAUGAUUACAUGUCGAAUGGAAAUCUCGAUGAUCACCUGUUUCCUCGGGGUGAGACUUCGAAGAUGCCAUUGAGCUGGCCUCAGAGAAAGAGCAUCAUUUUGGAUGUGGCCAAAGGGUUGGCUUAUCUGCAUUACGGUGUGAAACCCGCGAUUUACCACCGGGAUAUCAAAGGUACGAACAUAUUGUUAGAUGUCGAUAUGAGAGCGAGGGUUGCGGAUUUUGGUUUAGCUAAACAGAGUAGAGAAGGAGAGUCUCAUCUCACUACCAGAGUUGCGGGUACACACGGUUAUUUGGCUCCAGAGUAUGCGCUCUAUGGUCAAUUAACCGAGAAAAGCGAUGUUUAUAGCUUCGGGGUUGUUAUAUUGGAGAUAAUGUGUGGAAGGAAAGCUCUUGAUCUGUCUACUUCCGGAUCACCAAACACUUUUCUGAUCACAGAUUGGGCUUGGUCGUUGGUAAAAGCAGGGAAAACAGAGGAAGCUCUUGACCAGUCUUUGUUGAGAGAGGAAGGCUCAGGGAUGUCGAAUCCGAAAGGGAUAAUGGAGAGAUUCUUGCAAGUUGGGAUUUUGUGCGCUCAUGUAUUGGUUGCUCUAAGGCCAACAAUAUCAGAUGCAUUGAAAAUGCUUGAAGGAGACAUUGAAGUCCCUCCUAUUCCGGAUCGACCAGUCCCGCUUGCGCAUCCUUCAUACCGCAUGGACGGAAACGGAUUCACAAUAUCGCCUACGCUUAGCGGACUACAAAUACAUUCCGGAGAUAUGCUCCGAUGAAAAACUAGGCUCAUGUUUGGAGUUUAGAUUUUAUUUUGUAAAUAUUUGAAAGCAACGUCUUUUGAUCACAUCAUGUAAACCUAUUUCAAAAUAUUGUAGUAUAUCUCAUAAGAAAACAUAUAGUUCCUUUUAGAA
Molecule: messenger RNA, 2247 nt
Organism: Arabidopsis lyrata subsp. lyrata
Lineage: Eukaryota; Viridiplantae; Streptophyta; Magnoliopsida; Brassicales; Brassicaceae
Product: probable receptor-like protein kinase At1g11050
Exons: 1
Coding region: 133-2112 (659 amino acids)
Biological process (GO): protein phosphorylation
Molecular function (GO): protein kinase activity; ATP binding
Source: RefSeq, a predicted model, not a curated record